UACUUUUUAUGUAAUACUAUAAAAAUAAUUUUACUCAAAAUGUUUGUUUUCUGUUUUUAAGGAAACAAGUUAAUACAUUUAAGAUCCACACUGUGUGAUCUGAGAUUUUCUCAACUGGGGACUUCACAUUCUCUAGAGAAGACAAUUUAGUACAGAAGUUAAUUGAUUAUUUAGUGGAUUAUUAUGUCAAAAAUAAUUGUCAGAGGAUGGCAGGUGGAAGAGAAAAUGUAUUGAUUUGGCCCUUUAAGAACUCUACACAAUAGUAAAAUAAUUCGGGGAGUGAGGAGAGUGUGCUGUUGCACACCAUCACAUAUUUGUUUGAAUUAUUUUUUAAACUUAGUUUUCCAGUUGUUCUGGCAUCAUGUUGAUAGUUGGUACGUUUAAAAACUUCAUCAGUGUUUGCCUAAUUUGUAGUCUGUGAUUUGAAGUGUCUCAAUUUUCUCUGAACCCAGUAAGAGAAAGACAAAUGGAAGAUACAGGCCAUUGUACUGAACAAUCUGUAAGUGUAUAUUCCAUAGCCAAUAGGUAUGCAUAGCAUGCCAAAAUAUACUUGUACGCAUUUUUUUUUGCAUUCUUAUGACAGUAAUUUUUCUGGCUCUGUAAACACACACCUAUUAUAAACAAAUAUUGAGGAUCCCAGUAGGAUUGGAGACUGAAGGCUAUUGGGCAGAUGUGAAUGUCAGCCAUUUAAAAUGUCUUCCUCCCACAAGCAGAUUGGUCACGUCAUGUUUUAGAAAAAUCUGAUUUUCCUUAAAAUAUUUGUGCAUGAUAAUAGCUAUGGUAUUUCACCUGUUCCUAAAGGAGCCUCAAAUAGAGCAAUGGUUAAAUAUUUAGGGACUCACGUUUUAGAGGGGAAGAACAGAAAAUAUAUGAGCAUAGGUUUAGAGCUGCCACUCAGUCAUGUUGUUUGAAAACAGUAAAAUCUAUUCAUGAGCUUUAUUAAUCACCUUACUGGUCACACAAAACUAAGUGUGGUAAGUUAUGAAACUCAAUAAGAAAUGGUCUCACUUUAAGUGUGUUGUAACUCUUAGAGCAGAUAUGACAAACGGUUGUUCACAGGUAGGAUGUGGCAAGUCCCAUUAGAGGAACAAGUGACAGAGGCACACAGAAGAGAGAGGGAGGGAGGAGGAGGGACGAGAGAAGCUGGCUGGGAGGAAGGAGGUAUUUGAUGUGGAAACUUUCAUGAAAUAAGUUAUAUUUAAAUUGUGUGAGGGGUAUGAAUAGAAUUCUGACUGGCUUACUUGAAGGAGGAUAUUCUGGGUUAGGAAAGAAAAUGGCAGAGUUACGAAUGGGUGGAUGAGCAGGAUCAGAGAUUUAGAAGGGGAGAUUCCAGAGACGAAGUUGGAAAAGCAAGACAAACCCCUGUGCACCUAGGCCGUUCUGCAGGAGGCCAAGGCCUUCACAUGAUAAUUUCAGGAAAUAAGGAGCCUAUAAAUGGUAAAGGUUUUAAAGCAGGUAAUUGACAUGAUUUGAGAUGUGGCGUAAGAUGACUAUUUUGGCCAUAAAGUUAAUUUAGAUAGAGGAUUAGCGAUGGUGAGGUAGAAUGAAUGAGGGAUAAAUGAUCUUGGAAGAUUCUUUCUUGAAAUUUUCUCCUCAGGUUUUGAUAGAUGCAUUUCUGAAAACGUGUAUGUAGUGAAAUAAAUACAAAUUCACCAAAGUUCAAAACAAGGACUUUGAAAAACACAUGUAUCUCAAAAUGGGGAGAGAUGUGUAUGCAUUUGUUCAAGGGCUUUUUUUAGUGUGAUUGCAGAGAACAGUAACAGAUACUACACAAGAAUGAUGCUGUUGUUGCUUUUUGCUUUAAACAAUUGUAGACUCCAGUCUUUAUCUACUGGUAGCGUGUGUAGAUGAUGCCUCCAAAAAAUGUCUCCGAUCUCAAAUAAACACAUAUAUAGAUCAGUUAAGCAUGUAAAUGCAUAUCAUUCAUUUUGGUGUUUUGUGGAAACAAUCUAGGAAGGGAUUUGAAUGUUUUAAUAUUUAGCAUUGGUUUUGCCAUAGCUUGCUUCAUGGAUAGUGGAGUUACGCAUUUCCAUUUUUUUUCUAAAUCUUUUAAUGUUUCUUUUCAUACAUUCUUUUUUUUUUAAAUUAGCUGACCUGAUACUUGUCAAAGAAAAUUUUGUUUUGUGUAACUUCCCUCUUGUUUCUCUUAGCCCCUGUUUAAAAUUUUAGAUAAUCUAUAAAAAUUAUACACGGCUAGAUAAUUAUUGAGAUUUAGUUUGUAUAUUUCUAUAAGUGAGAUUGCGUAUGUCCAAUAACACUGUCUGCUGAAAAUUACUGUGUGUGUUAUAAUUUUGGUGCUUACCAGUGGUUCUAGUGAACAGUAAAUGUGUUGAGUAGAUAGAUGAAGAGAUCAACAAAUGGGAAAAACUUUGCAAGUAUAGGAAACAUAAAAUAUUGAAAAACAAAACAAUUAGGGAUUUUCGAUUUAAAAACAGUAUUUUAAAAUAUGAGUUUUAAAAAAUUUAUUAAAAUGAGCCAUUGUUUGAUCUGUUAAUUUGGAGAAGUUACAUGUACUUACUUUUUACUUCGUUAACUAUCUGGUAUUAGGGACAUAAAACUAGAUUCAGACUCUAGUGAUAGUAAUGAUAAUUCCUGUGAUUUAACUUGCACUUCACUAUUACUUCAUACUUAAUUAAUCCAUUAAAAUUAACUCAAACCUAAUGAAAGUGUAACUACAGGACUUUUUUUUUUCUCAUUUCAUGUGUAUAAAUAAUAAAUUAUUGUUUUUUGUUUUUAAAAAUUAGAGUUCCUUUUGGGUAACAUACAAUGUGUAUUUUUAGUUGUCAUGAGACAUACUCAUCCAUUAUGCUAGCUGUUUUGUGUUCACUUCUCACUUGUUGCAUUUUCUUAUAAAAUCCAUUUUUUAAUGUCUAGGUGUGAAAUAAGUGUGCAUGUGAACAUAGUUUUAGCACAUUUCAAGAAGCAGCUUUGGAGCUGUAUCACUACUAAAUGGAUACAGUCAUACCCAUGUACAAAAAUCACACACACACACAUUUGCACUAUUAUUUUAUGUUUUUCUUUCUUCUUUUUAGAAGAGGGGCAAAGAGGAGAGGCAGAUUCAGGCUAGAGUGAGCUAGGGUUAGAGGCUUGGAAAAUGCAACUUUUAGACAUCUUUUGACUAAAUUUAUGUUAAUUAGACCUCCUUCCCCCUACUUCAGGGUCUAGAAGCUGCUUUGCCGUCAGUGAGUGCUGAAUGAACACAGUGCAUCUAGUCCCUGGCCAGGUUCUCAGGCAGGAGGAGCUGAAUCCCAGGGGUCCAUGUAGUGUGUUUAAAAAAAGGCUUAUAGCAUUGGGAGCUAUGAGUUCUGUUUCCAAGUCCCUGGGAACGUCUAGCCUCAGGCAAGUCACUUAAUCCUCAGGAAUUCAGUCGGAGGUUUCCAGAUGCCCAUUGUGUGGGGACACAAUUGAUACCAAAGUGAUAUCAUAAGAGGCUGAGCUCUACAGAGAAAAUCUCAGUGAGGACACCCACACUAUCACAUGUUAGCAGGCUGUCCUUUACUGAUUGCUUCUGGAGAGCCCUGGGCCAUAUUCAGAGUUUGCAUAUGAAUUGCUAUUAGCAGUUUAAAGGUAGGAAAUGCGCUAAUGCUUUUAUUACAAAGCACGCUGGAGGAUGACUCAGCAGAAAGGAAGAGUUUCCCUGACCCAGUUGGGGUUGGAAAACUGCUUACAUGGAAGGCACUUCAGGGGAUUAUACCUUAACCAUGUAUUUUCAACAAUAUUGGAGAGAUAAAAGGCUCGCCUAUUCUGGGAUCCCUCUCAACCUCACGCUUGACAAUCGAGUGGCUGACCAGCUAUGGGUGCCCGACACAUAUUUCUUAAAUGACAAAAAGUCAUUUGUGCAUGGAGUGACAGUGAAAAACCGCAUGAUCCGUCUUCACCCUGAUGGGACAGUGCUGUAUGGGCUCAGAAUCACCACGACAGCAGCAUGCAUGAUGGACCUCAGGAGAUACCCCCUGGAUGAGCAGAACUGCACUCUGGAAAUUGAAAGCUAUGGCUACACCACGGAUGACAUUGAGUUUUACUGGCGAGGCGGGGACAAGGCUGUUACCGGAGUGGAAAGGAUCGAGCUCCCGCAGUUCUCCAUCGUGGAGCACCGUCUGGUCUCGAGGAAUGUUGUCUUCGCCACAGGUGCCUAUCCUCGACUGUCACUGAGCUUUCGGUUGAAGAGGAACAUUGGAUACUUCAUUCUUCAGACUUAUAUGCCCUCUAUACUGAUAACGAUUCUGUCGUGGGUGUCCUUCUGGAUCAAUUAUGAUGCAUCUGCUGCUAGAGUUGCCCUCGGGAUCACAACUGUGCUGACAAUGACAACCAUCAACACCCACCUUCGGGAGACCUUGCCCAAAAUCCCCUACGUCAAAGCCAUUGACAUGUACCUUAUGGGCUGCUUCGUCUUUGUGUUCCUGGCCCUUCUGGAGUAUGCCUUUGUCAACUACAUUUUCUUUGGAAGAGGCCCUCAAAGGCAGAAGAAGCUUGCAGAAAAGACAGCCAAGGCAAAGAAUGACCGUUCAAAGAGCGAAAGCAACCGGGUGGAUGCUCAUGGAAAUAUUCUGUUGACAUCGCUGGAAGUUCACAAUGAAAUGAAUGAGGUCGCAGGCGGCAUUGGCGAUACCAGGAAUUCAGCAAUAUCCUUUGACAACUCAGGAAUCCAGUACAGGAAACAGAGCAUGCCUCGAGAAGGGCAUGGGCGAUUCCUGGGGGACAGAAGCCUCCCGCACAAGAAGACCCAUCUACGGAGGAGGUCUUCGCAGCUCAAAAUUAAAAUACCUGAUCUAACCGAUGUGAAUGCCAUAGACAGAUGGUCCAGGAUCGUGUUUCCAUUCACUUUUUCUCUUUUCAACUUAGUUUACUGGCUGUACUAUGUUAACUGAGUGACUGUACUUGAUUUUUCAAAGACUUCAUUUAACACUGAGUGAAAUAUUACUCUGCCUGUCAAGUUUUUAUACCUGUACACACACAGACACACACACAAGCAGACACACACAUAUAUACAUACGCAAUUGUAUAUAUAUGUGAACUUUCUCAGCAUAUAUAUAAAAUACACGUGUAUAUGAGGAUGUAUGUGUAUAUGUUUAUACACACAGGAGUCAGUGCCCAUGUGUAUGGAAGACAAAUACACAUACAUAUAUACAUUUUGCAGCUAUGGACAAUUUACCACAGGAUGCAUAUUAAAGAAAGUCAUAGUUUUUUUCUUUUUUAAUUGAAAGGGACAAGUAUCAUCUAAAUAUUAUGCCUUGAGAAUGAGGGCGUGAAACACAAUAUCAUCCCCAAAUGUGUCUUCUAUUAUCAUAAGUUAGAUGUUUUAGUUUAAAAAUCAGAAAGACAUUCUUAGUUAAUCUUUGAAAACUCAUACAGUGGUAUUGCUAGUUUAAAAUGAGUCACUUACUUCAUAUCCUCUCGUUCAGUUUAGUAAGCGAAGGCUUCUUGGCUUCUCUGGUGAUGGGGUUUGUUUUCAUCGGGCAUACGUUUUCUGCAAUGGUUUAGUGGCUGGGGUGAGCCACUGGCAGUGUGCUUACCUGUUGUCUUAAACAGAUAGAUCCCACGUUGAUGUCUGAACGACCGUCUUUUGAAAACUCAUCGGGAGUGAAUGGCAUCUCGUUGUAAGUACUCUAAUAUACAGUGUGUAGUUUGUUUCUGUUGUUCACUUGGAGUGGAUCCAGCUUCACUGUCAUGUGCCAACACAGUGACAGGUUUGGCCAGUGACAUUUCAAUCACGGAAAAUGUGCUCUACAUCUCGUAUGGAUUUCUGGGCCUGAUAUCCAACAGAAAGCAUAGACGUCUCAGGUUAUUCGUUACUCUAAGGUAAAACCAUCUAGGAUGAUUUUCCCCCUUGCAGUUAUGUUAUCAUUCUUAUAACAUUGUAUGUUAAUAGAAAAUAUAUUUGCAUAAUAUGCAUAUAUAUGUAUAUUUACCAAGAUUUUGUUUCUUACGCUUGCUAUCAUGGCAGCAUGCGAUGUCAUAUUUUCCUUUAUGUGAUGUAACUACUUUCUGUUAUCUAGAAAUUAAGAUUGAAGCUAAAACACUUCUACUGUUCAAUUUCAGAAACUAAGAAUCAUCCUCAUGCCUUUAUUUCUGUAUCUGACAUAUUUCAUAAGCACAUCCAACUACUCCUAGACUGACUAGGAUUCUGCAGGAACACGACCCGUACACACCACGCGUCACCCAACGACCCAUGACCGUUCUCUGAGGCAAAGGAGGGCAACCUGACAGCAAACACAGUCACUGUUGGUUCCUUCUGAUCCACAGCCUCAUCAGUAUUUGGACUUUUUAAAGCUCGUAGAAACAAGACAAGGUGCACCGGUUUCAUAGACGCAACCUUAACUUACUAUUUAGAUGAGAUCUUUCUAAAGAAAAAAAAAAGAGAUGAUAUAUUUUUUGUAAACAAUAUUUCUAUCACAGGCAUCCAUAAACUGAAAUGACUACAGUUGUGCAAACAGGUGUCACAGUGAAGUUGAGCAUUUGGAGAAAAAAAAAAAAGCAAAAUUUGCAGGAAGAACUGCUAAAUUAAUACUUUAUCCCAAAAUGCCACGUAUGCCUCACCCUCUCUGUUCUAUCCAAAACCAAGGACCAGAGUGCUCCAAUGGUAGGCCCCAGUUGUCUCGAUGUAGGUAGAGGCACCACCCUCCCCGAGGAUGCGUGUGGUGUGGACUAUCCCCAUGAGCUGACCACUACUUGAUUUUUCUUUGGUGGCCGUAACAACCUUUAAUUUGUGGGCAUCUGCAACAGUUCAUAACCCACCAUCAGAUAAAACAUAAUCCACAAAAUCUCACGCUAGAGGCAAUUACCUACUUUUAGACUCUUUUCCCUCUUUCAUUCCUAUCUUUUUCCUCCUAAUCGCUGCUCUCUGGUUUUAUUUUCAUCUGGAGACUAGCCAGGGAUUUCUUUGGCUUUGGCUUUUCUCUGACCAUUUUUUCCAUGGGUAACAAUGGGGGAUCCUAAAAGUUAAACAGAUUGGGAAAAACCUUGUUAAGUGGCCUUAUCAUUAUUAUCAUGUUAAAGAAAAAAAAUACAUUUGCAAAGACCUUAUCCCUUUCAAUACUUCAGGUAUCUUUUUCUGUAUCCAGUAAUUAAAGGUGUGAGGUCCACAUGCAGAAGAGGGACCCCAAAAUGUAAAUGGAUGUGGACAAAAACAGUCAAUGGUCUAUUUAAGUGUAUAAUUUAUACUAUUCAGAACUGUGACAUUAAUUCUUUCUGGGAGAAAAGUGAUUUAAAACUUUUUUGAUGCAUAGUUGAGGUACCCAAAUAUCAAAGGCAGAGACCCCAUGGGGCUCCAAAGAGCUGCAGUCUCCUUCCCAAGGUUUUCUGGAUAUAAAUUUGCAUGGUAUAGUCAUAAUAGCUUUUGAGCUUUUUAUAUGCAUUUGGCACCAAGACUGGGAUCCACAACUUUGUAGACACUGCGAUGAAGUUAACAUAUUAGCUAUACUAUAAAUAGUGUUUGUAACUACACACACACACACACACACACAAAUACAUACAUAUAUUCUGUAAAAACAAAAAAAGAAAACUUUUUAAGAUCCUUGGGUAUGUGUUUGCUUUACUCCAUUUCAGAAGAAAAUUACUUUUCUUCUAACAAAAUUAUUUUAUAGCUUCUCCAUUUUUAAAACUUGUGAGAGCAUUGAGAAGAGAACUCUGACUGUGUUAACAGAAGAGAGUUGAAUUGGAGUCUCUGUUGUGUUAAAAUGACCUCUCGUUACUCCACAGUAGUUAUUUGAGCCAGUGACUGAGUCGCGUUGAGGAAUUCUGAACCCGGACCUCUGACAUUGUUGGGAGGUGGCUGUUACCCACACCCAGACUUGGGUAUGGACAAGUUUCUGUCUUGAGUAAGGACAGAAACGUUAUCAUUGGGGAUAUAAUGAGAUUUCUUUCUUAACAAUUGAAAGUAAUAAAAAGUUAAUUUUC
Molecule: messenger RNA, 7896 nt
Organism: Pan troglodytes (chimpanzee)
Lineage: Eukaryota; Metazoa; Chordata; Mammalia; Primates; Hominidae
Gene: GABRB3
Product: gamma-aminobutyric acid type A receptor subunit beta3
Exons: 7
Coding region: 3669-4868 (399 amino acids)
Biological process (GO): monoatomic ion transmembrane transport
Cellular component (GO): membrane
Molecular function (GO): GABA-A receptor activity; extracellular ligand-gated monoatomic ion channel activity
Source: RefSeq, a predicted model, not a curated record